AGCUUUCCACAGUUUGCAUUCCACGUUUCAUUCCUCACAUAGUUUACGAAAGACGCUUGGAACGCCAAAAAUCUUUGUUAAAAAGCUGAUUUCUGACGUAGAUUUUCGAUUUUUUGAUUACCAUUUAGUGCCUUGGGUUUUCAUAUUAUUAUUUGAUGUUGAGGAGCAUGAGGUAGUGACAUGACCGACAGUUGGAAUCAGAGUAGCCAAGGAGGGGGAAACCUCUCUGACGAGGAUCCCGGCAAUGAUGCUGAAGGAGUCUGGAGUCCGGAAAUCGAACAAAGUUUCCAAGAAGCAUUAGCAAUCUAUCCUCCAUGCGGAAGACGAAAAAUUAUCUUAUCCGACGAAGGCAAGAUGUAUGGUCGUAAUGAACUCAUAGCAAGGUAUAUUAAGCUUAGGACAGGAAAAUCCAGAUCAAGAAAACAGGUAUCUAGCCAUAUACAAGUAUUAGCCAGGCGCAAGGCCAGGGAGCUCCAAGCGAUGUGCAAGGUGUCGAGUCAUAUGCAAGUACUUGCGAAGCGCAAGUCCAGAGAUGUCAAACGAACCAUAAAGGAUCAAGCAGCAAAAGAUAAAGCUCUUCAAAGUAUGGCUGCAAUGUCGUCUGCUCAAAUUGUCUCCGCUACCGCCAUUCAUAAUAAAGCUGUACCGCACAGUUUACCCGGUAUUAUUGGACCGUCACCUUUACGAUCACCUUAUAACACUGGUGCACCGCUUUGGAAUCCAGCUUUGCCCCAAGCAGGCCCAUCACAAGAUCACAAACCUUUCCAGCCUUACCCACAACAAACAACCGAGUAUACAUCUGCACCACCCCCACCAAAUAGUGCACCCCCGGCCUGGGAAGGUCGUUCCAUAGGUACACGCAAGCUUCGACUUGUAGAGUUCCAAGCAUUUUUGGACUAUCAAAGAGAUCAAGAUAAUUAUGCGAAACACCUUUUUGUACACCUUGGUUCAAAUGUCAGCUAUUCGGACCCAAUGCUAGAAUCUGUUGAUAUCCGUCAAAUAUAUGAUAAGUUUCCAGAGAAGAAAGGAGGGCUAAAAGAACUCUAUGACAAAGGCCCACAGGAGGGUUUUUAUUUAGUCAAGUUUUGGGCUGAUCUUAAUUCAAAUAUGACGGAAGAUGGCAAUGCAUUUUAUGGAGUAACAAGCCAGUAUGAAAGUUUGGAGAACAUGACAAUCCAAUGUUCAACUAAAGUAUGCUCUUUUGGAAAACAAGUGGUUGAAAAAGUUGAGACCGAAUAUGCAAGAUAUGAGAACAACCGUUUUGUAUUCAGAAUACACCGGUCACCUAUGUGCGAAUACAUGAUCAACUUCAUACAUAAACUGAAGCACCUGCCAGAGAAGUACAUGAUGAACAGUGUCUUAGAAAAUUUCACUAUUUUACAGGUUGUAUCGAACCUUGAGACUCAGGAAACAUUACUCUGUAUAGCAUACGUAUUUGAAGUAUCCACUAGCGAACACGGAGCUCAACACCAUAUCUACCGAUUGGUCAAGGAUUAAGUGCAUCUAGUUUUCAGAGCUGGUUGUUAAGCAACCAAAGUUUUAAAUCUUUAUUCUACCCGGCAACUGAUCAAAUAGUCGGAUAAUGUGAAAAGAAAGUUUUUAAACAAAAUUUAAAUAAAAACAGUGUUGACUUGCAACUAUAUUAGCUGAUGCCUCUGGCUUAAAGUGCUAGCUGUCAAAUGAUUCUCUAUCACAAGAAUAAACUCUUGCAAGUGUUCUGUGGUGUAUUUCUUUGAGAAAUCUGCUUUGCUGCAGUACAUGCUUAUAUAAGCAGUUAUAUAAAAAUUAUUUUUUGGAAAAUCUCCAUUAUGUACCUUGAGAGAAAGGUGCCCUCUAUAUCCCAGGAACAUGUAUUGUCAACCUCGCUCAUUCAGGAAAUGUACGCUCAGCCUCAUACCCUAGAAGUAGCAGUGUCAUUUAUAAGAGGAGGUGGGUAUCCUUUGAUUUGCUUCCCUUGGGUCAGAUGCUGAGGUCAACUCGAUGUCAAGGGAAUUUAGAAAGAAUUGCCGCAGAUGUUCAAAGCUGGACACAUCUGGUGGAUGGAGCAGAUGGUGUGACCGCAUCCUAAUCUCUAUCAAAACAUGUUUCUUAAUUGUCCCUUAUCUCUACCAGAUUCAGAAUCAUGCAAUAGAAAUUAUAUUGUUAGUGAUAGGUGCUGACCUUAAGUGACCAAUUAAAUGACAGGCUAGUUGUCAUGUGAUUGUUUCAUGUUAAUAUUAUUGGUUAGUUCAUUUCACAGCCAGGGUUCCAUAGGUAGGAAGUCUGCUUUAAAAAGUUUGUGCCUUUAAACUGAUAAGUUUAGCAAACCAACGUGUCCUAUGUUGACAAUAGGUUACAGUAUCUAGUGUAUUGAUGUUGUAGGUGCCUAUUUAAAACCCCGGUAUAUUCUUCAAUAGUGCCUUGAUUAAGAGAGAAUGAAAUUAUUUGUUUUCUGUUGAGUAAUAAUAAUCCAAUCAUUCUCAUAAUUUCUGUGAACCUUUGAGGGUAUAAAUUAAACUAAAAAUGGGAACUUGCAUAAUUUUAAAAUAAUAGAACGUAUCAAUUUCCGUCCUUCUGAUGACUUUCCCUUUACAAAACUUGGUUAACUUUGCUCAAAUGUUUUCCAAUUCACCUUGAUUAAGAACCAGUGAAAAAAAGGACAUGAAAAGUGCACAAAAUCACUCCUUAAGCCGGCAGAAAAACCUUGGUUUUAGUUUAUUUAAAUUGCAAAAUUGUAUUUAAAUAUAUCAUUUUUUAAUCAACUGGUCAAAAUAUCACUUAAUACUUUAUAAUUCCCAUCCAAAUAAAUUGGGAUUUUCCCUAUCAUGUGAUGUACUAUUAUUAUAUGAUGUCCUAGUUCAGUGGUUUUGCGUGUUCUCAAAUUUCUUUGAGACAUGAAAAAGUUCCAAUAAUAUUAUAAUAUAUUUACUAUUUAAGAAUAAGUUGCUCAAAGUUGAUUUUCAUUCCCAAAAUAAUAAAAUGAAUUAUUUAUUAAUAUUUAAUAUUAAUAAUAAAAUAUAGUGUAGUCAUGGAGACAAUUAUAGAUCAAAGUUUGCUAAUGAAAUAGUGAUUGGUCUUAUUGUAUACUAUUAUUACCUGUUGCUAAUGGUGUUCCCAUAAGGCUGUCCAAGUGUCUUACCUGUGUGCCCCCACUGACAUAUACUGUACCGUAACCAAUGAUUGAGAUGCAAGGUAGUAAAUUAUAUACCCAAUUAUGCACGAAUGUUAAACUAGUUUUUUGGAUUAUAUUCCAAAAAUGCAUGUGGACAGCGAGAACGUAAUGAGAUAAGUUUAUAGGAUGUGUUUUUGUAUUGUAAAAAGUGUAACAUAUCAACUAUGUAUUUAGGCUCCUACAGAAAAGAAACUUUUUAGAUUUUUGUAUUGAUAAUCUAUGAUAAUGAUAAUUAAAAUAAUAAUACAAUGUUAGAUAGUUAUGAACAAUCUUUCAGUAGGAAAUUUCCCUAUUUUUACAAAAAAAAAAGGAAACACGAGAAAACAUACAUAAAUAUUGAUGUUUUAUGAAUUAAAAAAAUGCUGGUACUUAAGUUUAUUGAAAAGAACAAUUUCCUACUCUGCCUUUGAUUGUAUUUUCUAAUUAUAGAGUCCUUCAUUUAAUGAAUGUGAUAAUGCAUUUAUGUUAUAAAUGUGUUCAGUGAGAAUAUUGGGUAACAUGGAACAUGUAGAAAGUCUAGCAUGAAAAUGUGAUGAUCAUAACAUAAACUAGGAAUGCUUAAUAAAAAGUUAGUGAGAACUACAAAGUGAAAGAAAUUGAUUCCUUUACCCCACACUUUUAACUAAUGAUUAUGCAAUAUUUUCAAUCUGCUGUUUAUGAGGUGUUCACUAUCUAAUUAUGUAGUGUCAAUCACCUAAGAUGUUAAUGUUACAAUCCGAAACGACAGGUAGAAUCCCAAGCGAUCCAUUCCUAAUAACUAUUCUAUCCCAAAUGUUUUACUUUCCACAAUUAUCAGUAUUUGGUUACAAACAAAAAAAGAAACAUUUAGACGCAACUUUUGUAUUUUGAUACUAGUCCCUUUAUUCUGGGAGAUUUAUCAUAAGCGAUGAAAAAAUGAAAGGUCCUUGGCUGAGAAAUGGAGGAAGGAAAAAAACAAUGUGGUGUGAAUUUUGAAUUUGCUCCUAAGUUAUUGAUUCAUCUGUUUGUUUUUUCCAUUCUAAUUAAAUGCCUUGUCCUCAGUAAUAUUGAUUAUUGUUAGAUUCCAUCAACAGAGUCAAUAUAUAUAUUUCAAAUAUAUAUCUUUAAAAAAAGUACCUGAUUAAUUUGGAGUGAUUGUUAUAAGUACUGUAGUAGAGGAGCCUUUUUAUCAUAAGUUCAACUCAAAAUUAUCAAAGUUAUGUUAUGAUAUUUAUUGAGCAUUUUUAAACCAAAUGCGGUCUUUCAAGAUCAUGUUAAAACAGCACAAUUCAUGUCUUUGUUUUUAAUUCAGAAAAUGAAGUAGAAAAAGACGAAUGAAUUUAACUGCUGGUACUGUAGAUGCAUGUGCCUGUUACUCCAAAAAGUGUUCCUUGCAUGAAACUUUUUAAAUAAUUUCAUUUUGUAAAUAUGUAUCUAAGUUUUAUUCUUUCGUUUUUAUAAUACAAGUGCUGUUUUAUAUGGUUAAGUCUGAGUUGGAUCAAGUAGAUAUUUUGUGUUUCAUACACAGCUGUAUAAAUAACAAAUACGGUGAAAACUGCAUAAUAACACUCACAGGAGGUGAGUGUGAAGAAAAAUGCUACACGGCUGUUGCUGUGACAAGUAAACUGGUUACUUAACUUUGUUUCCAAAACAUUCAAUUCCAUGAUAUAGUCAAGCGGUUCAGAUUUUGUCCGUUGCAAAAUUAAGUUGGCGGGAAAAGGGGUCUGUAACAAUCUUUAUCUUUCCCAUUUAUUUCUAUUUGGAUUCAUUUCUGAUUUUGCCUUAUGUACAUUUACCAUAUUUAAAUUCUUUCUCAAAUACUGUACUACCAUUUUUAGGUUAUUAUAUACUCUACUAAAUCAUAUGUAUUUUGUUUUAAGGUAUUUUUUGCAAAUGUGUCAUGGUUUUCUUUAAAUCAUCAUCCAUUUUAAUCACUUAUGAAUUUCAAAAUAUCAAGGAACAGCCUUACAUUUGAUUCUUCUGAAAUAACUUGCGCUAAUUUCAUGCAUUUGUGUUAACUAUGAUUGUUUAUAUCAAAUUCACUUUAGAUUAUCUAAAAAUAUAGUGGAGUUGAAAUCUAAGGUGUGUAUUCAGAUCAUAUAAAUAUAUUCAUCUUUUCAGCCAACUACCUUGAUACAUGUACACAUAAAAGUGUGUGUACAUGCAAGUGGCAUUUACAUGCAUAAAAUUAAAUAUACAUGUGAAUCAAAAGUCUGCUCAAUAUUUUUUUAAAUCAAAAAAAUUUAGAUUAUAGAAAAUAUAAUUUCUGUAUUCAAAGUGUAUUCUUAAACAAUGUUUAUUUUCAUAAUUGUUAUUUUUGAGCUGCAGAAUACUAAUAAUUUUAUGAUUUAUGAUAACUUAGUAGGUUUGUCAUUAUUCCAUGCCUUAUAAAUUUUUAAUUAUUUUUAAAGUGUAUCACAAUCUCUGCUAAAAACAACAAAAAAGAAAAUGUGUGCGUCUGUGAUGAUGUCAUGCUGAUGUUAUCCAAUGAAAAAGCAUGUUAUGAACAGUUAAUAAGCUGGAUACAAGUAGGGAAGUUUUGGCCCUCUCAUGGGUAUACCUUGACCAUGGUUUGCUUGGAAUAAAAUCUGUAUAAGAAACAA
This is a messenger RNA of Anneissia japonica, 5712 nucleotides long. Its product is annotated as transcriptional enhancer factor TEF-1-like. The transcript is spliced from 14 exons. Gene Ontology annotation, biological process: regulation of transcription by RNA polymerase II; hippo signaling; embryonic organ development. Lineage: Eukaryota; Metazoa; Echinodermata; Crinoidea; Comatulida; Comatulidae. The record is from RefSeq and is a predicted model, not a curated record. Gene Ontology annotation, cellular component: transcription regulator complex. The coding region runs from base 181 to 1497 and encodes 438 amino acids. Gene Ontology annotation, molecular function: DNA-binding transcription factor activity, RNA polymerase II-specific; RNA polymerase II cis-regulatory region sequence-specific DNA binding.